CCAUCGAGCAACGGGCAGGUCUCCGGUCUAACUAACCAUUCGUAUCCUUGGUUCUGGAUUAAAAUAUGUGGCAUUUAUCCGUGGUUCUUUUGGGCCUCGCGGUUGUGUGCUGGGCUGACACCCUGGUGCAGCUCCAUGUGAAUCGUCCUUACAACGAUGUGAACGAAAAGUUUGUGAGCUUCGCCGUGCGGCCGGAGGAUCUGUACGAUGCUCUGGAUGGUAAGAAUCGCAAGGCAGUCACAAAUUUGGCCAAUCUGCUGGGAGAUUCGCACAUCAAGUUCGUCGGUGAUUUCUACUUUGCCAGCAAUGCGCCGACCAAGCUGAGAAAUCCCACCAAGAUCAUCUGGAAGGGCUUUAAUCGUUGGACGCGGGCCGUGAACUGGACCAUGAUUAUCCCGGUUCCCUAUGCCCCCGAUGAGUGGGACUCCAUGCACACGCUCAAGAUCCUGAACACCUCCUACAUGGUGGGCAUCACCGACUGCAUCUGGCAGCUGGGCACGGAUUUCGGCACCUCCAGGGCCAAGGAUUACAUCCAGGAACUGCGAACCCUUAAACUGAUGACAGAUACUUUUAAACCUUACGUGGACGACUGGCAAGUGAUGGGGGCGGACAUCUCUGCGGGAAGCAGUCCCGAUGAAACCAAGAGAUACGUGGAAAUGUCUAAGGAUCUGAAUACGGCCUUUGGUUGGACGCAGCCCGCUAACAUGCUGCCCAAGAUGAGUUUGGGAAACUAUAUAUACGAAAGCGAUCCUGCCCUGAGAACCCUCCAACAACAGCGUAUUCCCUUGUGGCUGACUUUGCCGGAGGAGCGAUCCUCGCAGAGAUUGGUGGGCGACGAGACCACGGAUGCCCUGCGCUGGGCGCAGACCUUGGGAGAUGCUGCCACCAUCGGUUUCGAUGUGGUCUUCAAGCGAAUGACCCUUGCGGACUUUGAGCGACCCAAUUUCAGUCUCUAUGUGACGGCCCUGUUCAAGAAGGUCAUGGGAUCGAGGGUGUUCCCAGCCCGACCCCUAAAUGCCUUCUUCCCGACCAGCAAGCUCUACACCCAUUGUGCGAAUGCUGUCUCGGGAGGAUUGGCUUUCAUGGUGGUCAAUACGGAGGAGCAGCCCACCACGAUUACGGUGAAGAGUUCCAAACACCUCGCCAGCACUGAAAUCUGGCAGUACGUGAUCACUGGUCUGGACCAGAGGGUGCAGCUGAACAAUGUCCGUUUGCACCUAAACACCACUCUGCGUCCCUUGAUCAAACCCAUUGAUCCCACCAAGCCCCUGCAACUGAUCGCGCCCAGCAUGUCGGUGAGCUUCUGGGUCUUACCCGAUGUCAAUCUGGAGCACUGCCAGUUCACGGCGGUCGAGGCGGACGAUUCGAGUGGCGAGUCCACCUCCUCCAAGGAGAAGCGGCGCUCAUCCCGCUACAGUUCCGCCGAUAGGUUGCUCCAGCGGUUGAUCGAGGAGACUGCGGUUGCCCGAGGAUCGGUUCAGAGUUCCAUCAAUCGCAAUCGAAGAUUUGUCAUCGACAAGGAAGACACUCCGGAGAGCCUUCUCGACCGCCUGCUAGAGCAUUUCAGGGAUGACAUUCCGCCGAAGCGAGAAGUGGGCGAUGACAAGGAGAAGUCGGUGAAACCCCACAAAGCUUUGGCCUGGUUGUACCAGGUCCUCGAGCAAACCCGCGAUAUGGAUAAAAAACGAUCCAAACGCAGCACUUCCAGUUACUCGGGACCCUUUUUCUACAACCGUCAGGGUAAGAAAACCGCCUUGACCAAGAAGAUUACAGAGAUCCGCAAGCCUGAAAGAAAAAAAAAGCCUCUCUUCGACUUUGACGAGUUCGACGAGGAGAAGUUCUUCAAGCGCAUCGGUGAGAAGUCCGAGGAGACACCCACCUACACACGUCUUCCGGAGGGUGAUGUGCAUCUGAAGCAUAUAGAGAGCGUGGACGGCGAGGAGAACGAGCAGGAGGCUGAACCAGAAGUGCCCAGGAAAAGGAGAACCAAGUCCAGGAAGGAGCUGAAGAUCAUCCAGAAAGCUGCGGAAAAGGAAGAUGAGCAGGAACAGGAACCAGAGCCAACCGAAGGACGUGCCAAGCUGCGCCUACUGCCCACGGAAUUCUUCGAGGCUCUGCCGGCUCCCAAGCUUCCACCGACCAAGCAACUGAAUCUGGGGGCCACCUUGAACUCACUGCUCUUUCCGGAACCCUUCUCCAGGAAGGCCACCAUGGCCCAGGGUGCUGCAAUUAAAUCCAAGCCCAUAGAGGAGCCUGAAGAGGAUGUUGACCCAGUACCAACUGCCAGAAGACGGCACUCCAGAAUAGGUCACGUGGCUAAUGAUUUCUUGCAGGCGCAAAAGGAGCUGGGAAAGCAUUUCCUCAGUCACAUCAACGAGCACGAGCACGAAUUUUCUCUGGGAGAUGAGGGCGCGCGGGAGGGUUCGCUGGAAUCAGAAAAUUCCGGAAAAAAAUCCCUGAACCAGGACCUUUUCGGAACGAAGAAAAGUGCCCCUUCUCUGCAUCAGAAGCUACCUCAGCAGACGGCUGAUGAAGGUAUUACCUCCUGGUGGGAUCUUCCGGCGAUGAGAAGGCGUCGUGCCGUACCCCUUACCAAUUCCCUAGACGAACUGCCCUCCAAUGCCAUAGACAAAGCAGAUCGCGACGAGAUGCUGCCCCUGGGAAGGUACACCUUCUACGAGUACAAGGUGGACCAGAGUCCAGAGAAGGAUGCCAGCCAACCCAAAGAGGAGAAGGAGUCCAAGAUCAUGAAGAUAAGCAGUAAGUCGCAGGCUACUGGUAAGGAUCGCAGCCUGUCCAAGCUCUCCGAAAGCCUCGUCAGCACUGUGAAAUCGAAGGUCUCUCGCUUUAUAAACAUCAUCUCCAACCACAUGAACGAGUGGUACAACACCUUAACCAAGCACCUUGAUGCGGAAACGGAACCCGAAAGACCACGCAGGCAAAACACUAUCGAUAAGUAGAAGCCACAUGACAUUUACCGAAAUUCUGUAAACUUUCAUCAGUAAAACCUAAUGUAAAUAUGUAUUUAUGUACAAUACAAUCAUUAUUGCAUUCAAUGACAACUUAUUUGUGCGAUAACUCUAAGACAGUUAUCUCUCCCAAAUAAAAAUCUGAGGACUUGGGCAACGAACUAGGUGGGCUUGGGCUAAGCUUUUGCUAGAUUUGUUGGGCUUCCUAUAUUGUACUUAUCCAUUUGACAUCUAAAUAAUAAAAGAAAAUACAAAUUAA
Messenger RNA from Drosophila biarmipes, 3228 nucleotides. RefSeq lists its product as uncharacterized. Gene Ontology annotation, cellular component: extracellular matrix. Bases 66 to 2960 code for a protein of 964 amino acids. The record is from RefSeq and is a predicted model, not a curated record. The transcript is spliced from 3 exons. NCBI's taxonomy places the organism in Eukaryota, Metazoa, Arthropoda, Insecta, Diptera, Drosophilidae.